AUGGAGAAACCAACUGUUACUGAACUACCACCUCCAUAUACAGCGACAGUUCCACCGGGGCCAUCCCCACAACCUGCUGGCGCUCCAGGAGCGCCUUACCCGCCGCCACCACCUGGAUACACGCCAUACGGAGUUGCUCCGCCAGGUGCUGGUUUCGUACCUAAUUAUGGCGCAACAAACAUAAUUAUACCUCCACCUAUUAUCGCAGUUGGAGCGUGCCCUGCCUGUCGCGUUGGCAUCCUCGAAGACGAUUUCACCUGCCUCGCUCUAUCAAAUUUGACAAAUGUCAGCGGAUUCGAGCAUGUUAGUAAUAGCCUCAUGUCUAUGGCGUACAGAAUAAGAGCCUAA
This is a messenger RNA of Arctia plantaginis, 348 nucleotides long. NCBI's taxonomy places the organism in Eukaryota, Metazoa, Arthropoda, Insecta, Lepidoptera, Erebidae. The record is from the annotation of a GenBank genome assembly.